This is a messenger RNA of Vombatus ursinus (common wombat), 8394 nucleotides long. RefSeq names its product PPARG coactivator 1 beta (gene PPARGC1B). The coding region runs from base 26 to 3133 and encodes 1035 amino acids. Gene Ontology annotation, biological process: positive regulation of transcription by RNA polymerase II. Lineage: Eukaryota; Metazoa; Chordata; Mammalia; Diprotodontia; Vombatidae. Gene Ontology annotation, molecular function: transcription factor binding; RNA binding. Gene Ontology annotation, cellular component: nucleus. The record is from RefSeq and is a predicted model, not a curated record. The transcript is spliced from 12 exons.
CGCGGCUGGGGCUGCUAGCUGGAAGAUGGCGGGGACAGACUGCGGCGCGCUGCUGGAUGAAGAGCUCUCCUCCUUCUUCUUCAACUAUCUCUCUGACAGUCAGUGUGAGGGUGCAGGGGAGGAGCACCUUUACGAAGACUUCCAAGACCUUGACCUCUCCCAGUUGGAUGCCAGUGACUUGGAUUCUGCCAGCUGCUUCAGUGAGCUUCAGUGGGGUCCUGAGACAUCUGAAAAUGGGUUCAGCCAGUGUGACACCUGCGGGGAAGACUCAGAACUUUUCCAGAUCAUAAGUGGCGAAAAUGACGCCCUAUUGGCUGCUCUCACCGAAACCCUGGAUGAUAUCCAGGAAGAGGAUAUGGGCCUGGCUGCCUUCCACACUCUGGAAGAUAGGGAUGUGGCCACCCCAGGCCCCACCUCACCCAUCCCCUCACCCAAAGCCAGUCCUGAUGCCCUAGAUGGCCUGCAGGCCCUUGGGUCUGAGGUUGAUGAACUUUCUCUGCUGCAGAAGCUUCUCCUCUCGCCGUCCCACACUACUCCAAGCGUGGAGGCCCAAAAGGAAGGGGCUAUCCGGCGGCAAGGAGCGUUGAAGUCCAAAAGCCAGCGACCUUACCUCAAGAUGGAAACCCCCCAGGACAAGAAGUCCUUGCCAACUCAGACUCAGAGCCGAAGCUACACUGAACUGCACAGGCAUCUCACCUCAGCGCCGUGCUGUCCUCGCACUGUCGCUCAGGCUCCAGACAGGGGAUGGCAGCAGCUGCCUCCCUCCCCACCGGCCCAGAGCCCUCAACCCCCCAUCAAGGAAGAAAGUGACUCGGGCGAGGAUUGCUCAAGCCCCAGGCUCACCCAAACCUCAUCACCGGCUUCUCCUAUGCCAUCUGAAGCAACUGCCGGAGACCAGUUUGCUUGUGCAGAGGACAUGCGUGCCAUGGUGGAGCUGAUCCAUUACAUGCAUACUUACUGCCUUCCCCAGAGAAAGUUGCCUGUCCAAGGCUUAGUGAACCCGCCUCAGCCCUGCAGCAACCCUUUCAAGAGAGCCAAGGCCAACUGCAUGCUACAAAAGGCAGCACCCUGCAAGAAUGAGGAGGGGAAGCCGCCAGACAACCUGAUGCAGAGGCCAACAACUCUCCGACCUCCCAAAGCUUCCUGGUCCAAAUUCUCUAUCCUGAGAGAGCUGUUGGCUCAAGACCUCUUCUGUGAUGUGAGCAAGCCCUACCGGCUGGCCGUGCCAAUCUAUGCUUCCUUAUCACCCAGCUCCAAGCCCAGCCCCGGGCCCUCUGAGGAAAGCCAGAGACCCUCGUCAGAGAAGGCCUGUGAGGUACGGAUCAGGGCUUCCCCUGGGACCACAGAACCCAGGCCAAGCUUCAGGCCCCUGAAGCUGGAAGUGAAGGAAGAAAUCAAUGCUCUACCAGUGGCAAAGGAGGAAGACGAGGCAGGGCACAGGGAGGCAAGAACGUGUGCACAAAGUACACCUCUGUCAGCCGGGACCAAGGUGGGGAGGAAGCCAGAGAGCUCGAUUUAUGCUGUUCGACGCUCCAAGAGGCUGAACCCUGAACUAGGCCCGUGGCUUUCGUUUGUAGAUGAGGUGCCCCCGGAAGAGAGGGCAGACCCUCCCCCCGCCCUGUGCCUGGACCCAGAGACCUAUGAUGCUGAGGUGGAAGUGCCGGUGGGCAACCUGGAGGAAGGACAGAGUGUCUGUGACCAGUCCCAGCAGAGAGCAGCCCCGCUCCCCGCCCUGGAGAGCCCCAGCGAGAGUGGCAGCGGUGAGAUGGACGAGGACCACAGCUGCCCUCGGUUAUGCUCGAGAGAAACUCCCAGGUGCUUCACACUGGCCUUGUCACAGAAUGACCCUCCACUGGGGAAACGGAACUUUGACCAGGUGCUGACAGUGGAGCUCUGCGGGACAGCAGGUCUCACACCGCCAACCACCCCACCCUACAAACCUAUUGAGGAAGACCCCUUCAAGCCAGAUGUGAACCAUAGGCCAAACAAAGAGGCAGCUCCAUCCAUCCCCUCCCCUGAGGGUCCCCGGCCUGUGGCAACUGCUAGAGGGUCCCAUAGGUCCCGGAAGAAGUAUCCUGAGCGGAGUGAGCUCUUGGCCCACCUGAGCCGAACCACAGUUCAGCCAUCCCAGGUAGGCAAGAAGCGUCCCUUUUCCCGAUCCUUUGGAGACCACGACUAUUGCCAGGUCCUCAAGCCAGAAGGAUCCUUCCAGAGAAAGGUGCUGAGGUCCUGGGAGCCAUACUCAACCCAUACAGAGGACAGAUCCCAGCCCAGGGUUUCCAGGGCUGAUGCACAAGGACUGAGCAAGGAAGGUGGCAACUGCAGAACUCCCAAUAAGGACAGCAAGCCCCUAAGAGACCAUGAGAUCCGAGCCAGCUUAACGAAGCACUUUGGGUUGUUGGAUGAUACCUUGGAGGAGGAAGGUCUUGCCUUGUGCAAGAGCCCAGAAUACGACACUGUUUUUGAGGACAGCAGCAGUGACAGUGGUUUCCUCUUGGAGGAAGAAGAGGACGAUGAGGACGAGGACCUCUGUAUCCAUUCACUUUCAUGUCAGCACUGCCUCCACCCAAGACCCUUCAGCAAGGCCAGUUUGCAUCACUGCUCCCGGAGCCGGUCAAGCUCAGGAUCUUCGUGUCACAGAUCCAGGUCACCAGCAAACCGGAGGACCUUCAGAUGUGGAAGCAAGGAACAUUGUGGAGAAGGAAACCCAAGUGUCCAGCAUAUUGAGAAGAGGAGAGAAAAGGCCAUUCAGGGAGAAGGCCGGGUGGUGUACAUUAGGAACCUCUCCAGUACCAUGAGUUCCAGUGAGCUGAAGAAGCGUUUUGAAGUGUUUGGUGAGAUUGUGGACUGUCAAGUGCUGAAAAGGAACAAAAGGGGCGAGAAAGAUGGCUUUAUUACCUAUCGUUGUUCAGAGCAUGCAGCCUUGUCCCUGAGGAAUGGUGCAGCCCUGAGGAAGCGCAACGAGCCCUUCUUCCAACUGAGCUACGGGGGACUUGGGCAGUUCUUCUGGACCAGAUGCACUAACUUUGAUUCCAAUAUAGAAGAGGCCUCCCCGGCUUCGGUGAAAAACAAGUAUGAAGCCAUGGAUUUUGACAGCUUGCUGAAGGAGGCCCAGAGAAGCCUACAUCGAUAACAGCCUUAAUCCUAGAGGAAUACCUCAAUACCUCAGUCAAGGCCCUUCCAAUAUGUUUACGUUUUCAAAGAAAUUAUACGAAAAAAGAGAGUGAAAGAGAGAGAGCGAGAGCGAGAGAGAGAAAGAGAGACUGAGACUGCUGUCCCUUUAAAUCAAUGUUUACAUUGAACAAAGCUGCUUCUGUUUGUGAGUUUCCAUGGUGUUGAUGUUCCACUGCCACACUUUAGUAUCCUUGCUUCAGAUUGGUUGUUUCGGUGCAUCUGUAAGCAUUCUGCCACCCAGCCCCAACUCUCCUAACCCUCUACCCAACCCAGUUCCCAUUGUGGAGUUGCAGCUAUGUUCCCAUCACAUUUUCUGUCUGUAGUGUGUGAUGAUAAAAACAUUACUUGUGAAUAGAAUCAGGACUAUAGACUAAUUUUUAAUUGCAGAAAAAAAAAGUAUAUACUUAAAAUACCAUAUUUAUGGCUCAGAUGUACUGUACUUUGAACUAAUUCAUUGUGCCGCUUCCUGGAUCUCUAACUAUGCACUGUAAUGAGGUGCUCGCCACUGUGCUGAUGGACUCCCAGCUGGCCCUGGGAGGGAGGGAAGGAAAGAAGGAGGAGAAGCGGGGAGGGGUUGGACCCAUUGGACUUCAUCUCCUCCCUGAAGCAGGAGGCUGGAUGGACAUUUGUGUGAAGCCUCCAUCUGUCACCAGCCCAUCUUCCAACCCUUAUCCUUCCUCAUCCCGGUCCUCUCCAUCUCUCCACCCAACAUCAUCCUAGCCCACAAUGUUGCAUUGGCUACUUUGGGUGGCAGAACCACAGCCUCCAGAGCAAUGAUCGAAGGUCCAGGAUGAGACUGUCCGAAGUGGGGGACGUUCAGAGUAAGCCUCUGAGUUGUGCAGUUUCAAUCACAGUUGGACUGGGUCAGCUAUACUACACAUUUUUUGUUGUUGCUCAGUUGUGUCUGACUCUUCAUGAACUCGUGGACUAUACCACGCCAAUCCCUUGGGGUUUUCUUGGCAAUAUUAUACGUGCCUGUGGCAUAACAGUCCAUUCUGAUUCUCAUUUGCCCUCCUGGUUAGCUACCAGACAAGGAACUAUACCAAACUCCCAAUAACUACCAACCCAGUAAUCCCUGACAGUUUAAGAGCACUUACAAACUUUAAGCUGCUGCGCACAACAGUAUUUAUUGAAACUGCCCACUCCCAAUGAGAGAGAUGAUAUGAUGUAGUAGGUAAGAAGGCUGGCCUCAAAGCCAGGAAGACUCAAGUCCUCUUCUGACACAUACUAGCUAUGUGUGCCUAGACAAGUAACUUGACCUCUUGGCUUUAGGCAAAUCUCUAAAGCUAUAAGUUUCAGAGGAAGUGAUGGCCUGCAUUGGCAGAGGGAACCUCCCUCCUCCUCCAGGAGUUCCUUUUACUAAUACAAUUACAGGUCCAAUCUGUACCCCUAUCCUCUCCACCUGCAGUUUAGAUACUGGGCUUUUGUUAAGAGCUGAUAUUAAUCUGUGGCCCUCAAGUAAAAACAGGCCAUGCAGCCAACCCAACCAUGAGACAUGGAAAUUUGUUCACAGGUGGCAGAAAGAAUCCUCUGGGAACUGGGAGCUAAUUUUGUAAAUAUUGUCAAAAGACCCAGAUCAAAGAGCUUAGCUAAAGAGCAAGUUUUACGAAUAUCUGAGAAGAUCCUAGCCUCAAAAGAGUCAAGUGGGAAGAGGGUUUUGGAGGAAAUUUCCCUCAGUCGAGACAGUGCUGCCCUACUUCCUGUGCCUAGUUCCCCAAAAUCUUUAGUCACAGCCUGGGUCCUUGCAAACUGGCCCUAGCCAUGAGACUGUUGUCUGGAUUCCAAGAGGCCAUGUGCAAGUAAAUUUCAGAAACUCAGGUACCAUGGGGAAUGGUCUCUGCAGAGGCCCUGUGUUCUCAGCCCUCUUUCAUCUCCCAUCCAUCAGGCAGUCCAGAAGUUGAGAGUUUUACCAGGCCAGAAAUCACAGCAUCAGCUCAGCACUGCCCACAUUAACUACCUCUUCUACUGGGCCAGUAGCCAGCCUGGGGAAGGAGGGUUCCCAAAAUAUAGAACCAAUCAUGUUCAAGCCCAGUUAUCACAGUUCUGGGGUGACUAUAACUCUCAUGGCAGGUUUUACCCAAGCUUUACACAGGAAACUGUUGCUAGCUAAUGCUCAGUUCUUAUUACUGGCAUGUUCUGUAAAAGUUUACCCUGACUAAUGUUAUUUUAUAAUUACAUGUUUUUAAUACGUUAAUUAAAAUCUCUUGUGACAUUGAUUAUUGUAAUAUAACAAUUUAAAACAUCGUUCCCUUGGCACCAACUGCCUCUUGGGAUGGCACUUCACCUAAAGCCAGGAAAAUGAUUCAGAGAAUCAAUCAAUUGAACAUUAAGCAGAGUACAGAUUCCUGUCCUCUGUUGUAUGUGAUCUAGGAAAAAAUAGAACAAGCUCGUUUCUGGUCUGAGCUGGGAUCCUUACAGGUAACAUUACAAUAUUAACUCAUCCAUAGAGAAGGUAGGAAACCCAUCGUGGGCAGGCUUUUCUGAAUCACCAUCACAAUCCCCCUUUAUUCCAACUGGUGCCAAGUAGCACUUCCUGAGACAGAGCUACUUGGAUGCUAUAGACCCAGAACAUGUGACGUUCUGUCAUGGGCUAGUGGUGUUCCUUGAGUUAGAGUCAUUCGCUUUUCCAUGGGACUAACAGGCAUCCACUCUAGGAACAGCCCUCUGCCGCCACUGCCUGAGAUGGUGAGCAACUAAGGAGGAAGCCACCUCUUCCAAUGGAAAGACCUUACCCUAAUCUACUGGUCAGCCUCAACUUUCCCAUCUAUUAAGUGAAAAGAUUGGAGUAGAUGAUCCCCAUGGCCCCUUCCAGGACCAAUGUUCUCUGUUCUAAGUUGCCUUCUAGUUUUCGCAUUCUCUAAUUCUAUCAUUUAAGACUCCUCCUUUCCCCCCUCCCCACUCCACUCCCAGCCUAUAGCUUAAGGCUGUAAUUCCUGUGAACAUGUACAUAUUCCUGGGGAGAGUCCCCUUCUGACCUCAGUGUGAAAGAAAUUGCUGAGAACAGGUUUGUGGGGAGGGAAUUAAAAAGAGAAACCUGAGACUGAGGUGAGUAGUGAAGGGGAAGCUCCUGACCUCCAGAUCUUUUUUUUUUUUUUUUAAGUAAUUAAGUUGCUUGUUUCUCUGUGGUCAAGGACUAAUUCUCAAGUCAUUUCUGCCUGCCAAAGUAUAAUCCUCUGGGCUCCCUGUUCAUCAUUGUGACUCCAUCAUGUCCCCAGAUAUCGAGUUUAUGUGCUUCUCACAAAAGACCAGAGCCUGGUACCUCUCCUUGCGGUCAACCCUUCCCAGCCUCCUCCCCUCUGAACCUCCAGCUGGAACCCAGAGUGAGCGAGCCUCUUGUUGCCUUUGGCUGCCACCUCAUUGUAGCUUUGCCUUUUUCCUGUCCUCGUAUUUUCUCCCUCCCCACAAUGAUGUUUACAUGUGAUUGCCAUGACAUCGCUUUGUGUGAAUUGUGUCUGAUAGCCUUCCUCACCCCCAUCUAGGAAUGGGCAGUGCUAUCCGUCUCUGUGCUGUGCUGAUGUUUAAAAAAAGCAAAUCAAAACGCAGUCAAACCGCUAAGUGGAAUUCUUCCAUCUCCUUCCUCAGCACAAGGCUGAAUCAAAGCUCGCACCUGGGCUCUGGUUACAGAAGGAAAAUGCAUCAAAAAUGUGAACCUUAUGAAUGGAUUGAGUGCAGCUAAGGGUCCAUCCAGGGUAUCUGCCUCUGCUUUAGAAGCUCAUAGAGCUGUAACGCAGAUGGAGUUAGGACCUAGUCCAAACUUAGGAAAGCAACAGUGUUAUCGCUUGUGCAAGAGGAAAGAAGGUCCCAUGAUUCAAAGACUCAAUCAAUACUCAAGUCCUAAUACAGGAAGAAAUGCAAUAAGUGGUCUUUUUAAUGCCUAGAGCCUAUAAAAUAGUUUUGAGAGAUUUCUCCAAGACUUAUGCAAUAUGCACACUGGUGCCCAUGGGGAUGGUGGGCCACUGGGGGCCCAGAGACCUGAUGGUCAGCAGCCAGGGUCCUGCUGGAGGAACCUGCCUAUCUGGGGCUGACCAUGGACAGAGUAUUUCUUUGGUUGCUGCCGCUAUUGUACUUGAAGCUUGUCCUGGAGACUUUGAAAGACUGAAUAUUGAUGAUGAUGACGAUAAACUAAAGCACAGCCAUCCCCAGAUACUUUGUUAAUAGUGCUGGGUGCUAGAACAAAGGAUCUCCUGAUAGUGCUCUCAUUGAGAUGGGGAAGCUUUCCUAAGCUUGGAAAGCCAGAGCCCUCAGGGGAAGGGAUUGCAUGUACAGGGAAGGUAGACUUCCUCAUUUUCUUGGCCAAAGGAGUAUGGCCCCUCUCUGUGCUACACUGGCCAAGGGGGGAAAAAUCAAUAACAUUGUGCAAUAUGUUGGACAAACUCCCAAACUCUUUUUGCAUUUCGAAGGAAAAAUCGACUCAACUGGUCCUUGCUGAGUCUAGAACGAUAAUUGUAAACAACAACUCUAGUUUCUAUAGCACUUUAGAAUUUAUGAAACAUAUUUCUCAUGGUGACCCUGUGUAAAGUGGGAUGGGCAAAUAUUAUCUCCCAAUUUGCAAAAGAGGUAAUUGAGGCUCAUAGAGGUCAAGUGAUUUGCCCAAGGUUGUUGGCAGAGCUGAGAUUCAUGCCCAAGUUUCCUGACUCGAGGUUCAUGGUCUUCCUCCAGCCCCACUGUCCAGAAGAGCUAAAAAGAAAGCAGUAGGAGCCUGGCCAUACUGCUCAAGUACCAUCUGUCUAAUAACUCUCAAUUUUGGAGCCCAAUCGCUUCAAGCUUUGGGGUGUAGACAUGGACUGACUUUAUAUUAAGCCAGUAGGUCACUUUAAUGAAAACACUAAUUCAAGGAAGGUUCUAUCUGUCACUCUGGCAGUACAAAGAGGUAACUUGGGACGAGGAGAGGAGAAAUGCUGCCAGGUGAGUGCCAGUGGAGGGAGGAAACGACAGGGCUAGAAACCACCUCACUUAGAUGGUGUAUGAAAGGAAAAUCACACUUGUUUGAGCACUUUGUCAGAUUUCUUUGCAAGAGCGGCCAAUAAUAGAAUCCAGAAAUGAAAGGCCAUGCCUAGUCUCAUCACAAGCCUAGUGAAUUGGAAGAAGUUAAGGGUUCGAAAAAUGUUUCACGUAAAGCCAACAUCUCUGUAAGAAAACACCCUUUUAUGAAACUGCUGGUUUUACUAUAUAGCUGGGUGACCUUCAACAAGUGACUUCCCCUCUGUGGGCCUCAGUUUA